GGAAUUUCCACUUCGGAGGGUUGCCAAUUGUGUGUGCCUUAUGAAUGACAGCCAAUGAGUAGUUGCAGAAGGUGAAUGUUGUAGUUAAGCUAGCAUAAAUGGUUGAAAAUGAUAAGCAAGAAGUAGUUGGAGAGGUAACCUCGAGAUCUGUGCUAGGAUAGCAGAGAUUCCGUUUGCUUCACGAAGAAGCUCAAACAUUAUUCUUUAUUUCUUUUGAAAAGAAAAGUUUUUUCCUUCCUACUGCUUUGUUUUUUCCUACCGGUACCACCAGCUGCUGCUGCUGCAGAGGGAAGUAAAAAGAAUAAUCUGAUUUUGCAAAGUAAACAAAAUGCCGUACGUCGGAGUAGCAAGUUUAGAGGGGAAUUGUAAGGCACAAGACUUCGACCUUUUUUCUCAAUUCUCAACCGUUAUAUAUUAAGCUCUCACCCAUUUUCUUCAUUGCAGUAGAGUUCACCAUUAUUCAAGGUAUACUCUUUCCCCUAUUAUUUCAACUCUCUACUACCUUUGCUUACAUUAGUGUUGAUACUCCAUUUUUCAAGGCACACCCCUCUGGCUCUGGCCAUAGAUUGUGUGUGGUGAUGCAAAUGGAUGACAUACAAAGUUGAUAUCUUAUGGCAACUUGAGUUGACUUGGCAAGUCCAGGAGCAAAUAGAUUUAAAUGAUGAAGCUACACCCAAUAAUAGAUCUACUUCCUCUUUCUCUCUUCCUAUUUUUGCUCCUCUUCCCAAAUGUUAUUGCUGACCUUAGCUCAGAUAGACAAGCACUACUUGACUUUGCUUCUGCAGUACCUCAUCUUCGAAACUUCAAGUGGAACACUAACUCUUCCAUUUGCACAUGGCAUGGCGUAAGUUGCAGCUCAGAUGGCACUCGUGUAGUUGCACUUCGGCUUCCUGGUAUUGGACUUUAUGGUCCUAUUCCAGACAAUACCAUAGGAAGACUGGAUGCACUAACAACCCUCAGCCUUCAUUCCAAUGCCCUCACUGGAAAUCUUCCUUCAGACAUCAUCUCUAUUCCGUCCCUCCAUUUCAUAUUUAUACAACAAAACAAAUUUUCUGGUGAAAUACCUUCUUCUCUAUCUCUACAGCUUAACUUCAUUGAUCUCUCUUUCAACUCCUUCUCAGGGGAAAUUCCAACAACAAUUCAAAAUCUGACACAUCUUACUGGUUUAAACCUACAAAACAACUCCCUCACAGGAUCCAUUCCUAAUGUAAACCUACCAAGGCUUAUGCAAUUGAAUAUGAGUAAUAAUGAACUCAAUGGUUCAAUUCCACCAUCCCUUGCAAAGUUUUCUGCUUCUUCAUUUCAAGGAAAUUCUCUAUUAUGUGGACAACCCUUGACUCAAUGCCCUUCUUUUGCGCCUUCACCGUCUCCAUUCCCUUCAAUUCCACCUUCUCCUUUGAGUCUAACACCACCAUCUCGUUCUCCGAGCGUCCUGCCAGCCUCACCAACAAUUCCUGAAAACCAUAAAGGCAAGAAAAGCUUGAGUACACGGGUUAUCAUUGGCAUUGUUGUAGGAGGUGUUGGAGGGAUCCUAUGUCUAGCUGUGUUGAUUUUCUUGUGUUGUAUGAAGCGAUAUUAUACUAAGAGAGGUGUACAGCAAAGAAAAGACUUUAAUGGAGGAGGAAGUCCGAAGCAAACAGAGGACUUCAGUAGUGGAGUACAAGCAGCUGAAAAGAACAAAUUGGUUUUCUUUGAGGGUUGUUCUUUCAAUUUUGACCUUGAAGAUUUGUUGAGAGCCUCAGCUGAGGUUUUGGGUAAAGGGAGCUAUGGAACAACCUACAAGGCCAUCUUGGAGGAGGGAACGACUGUUGUUGUGAAACGGCUGAAGGAAGUUGUUGUUGGGAAACGAGAGUUUGACCAACAGAUGGAGACAAUUGGCACUGUGGAUCAGCAUCGAAAUGUUGUUGCUCUUCGUGCUUAUUACUUUUCCAAAGAUGAAAAACUUCUUGUCUAUGAUCAUGUACUGGCAGGCAGUUUAUCCACUCGAAUGCAUGGCAACAAGGACUUGGGAAGAACACUGGAUUGGGAAUCUAGAUUGAGGAUUGCCCAUGGAGCUGCAAGUGGUAUUGCCCAUAUCCAUGCUGUUUCUGGUGGCAAAUUAAUUCAUGGAAAUAUCAAGUCAUCCAAUGUGCUUCUCACCCACGAUAAUAAUGGAUGCAUCUCAGAUGUUGGUCUUAUACCUUUAAUGGGUUUUCCUACUAUCCCAUCAAGGAGUGCAGGAUAUAGAGCACCCGAGGUGAUAGAGACCAAGAAAUGCACUCAGAAAUCCGAUGUUUACAGCUUUGGUGUUCUGCUUCUUGAGCUCCUUACUGGGAAAGCACCAGUGCAGCCACCUGGCCAUGAUGAGGUGGUAGACUUACCAAGAUGGGUGCAGUCUGUUGUGAGGGAGGAAUGGACUGCUGAGGUAUUUGAUGCUGAGCUCAUCAAGUUUCAAAAUAUCGAAGACGAAAUGGUGCAGAUGCUGCAGAUUGCAAUGACUUGUGUGGCAAACGUGCCUGAAACAAGGCCUGACAUGAGUCAAGUUGUCCAGAUGAUUGAAGAUAUCCAACAAAUUGAUUCUGGAAACAGGCCAUCAUCUGAAGAUAACAAGUCUAGGAGCCCAACUAGUCCAACGCCAUGAUAACUCAUGCAUUUCUUACUACUCAAUUCUAUUACCAAAUGUGUAUUUGAACGUCUUUUCUUGUUUUUAAGUAUAAUUCAGACCUUUUAGAUACUAUCAUUCUU
Messenger RNA from Solanum stenotomum, 2724 nucleotides. RefSeq names its product probable inactive receptor kinase At5g58300. NCBI's taxonomy places the organism in Eukaryota, Viridiplantae, Streptophyta, Magnoliopsida, Solanales, Solanaceae. The record is from RefSeq and is a predicted model, not a curated record. Gene Ontology annotation, molecular function: ATP binding; protein binding; protein kinase activity. Gene Ontology annotation, biological process: protein phosphorylation. The transcript has 3 exons. The coding region runs from base 659 to 2620 and encodes 653 amino acids.